Messenger RNA from Drosophila persimilis, 967 nucleotides. Its product is annotated as glycine N-methyltransferase. The transcript is spliced from 4 exons. Gene Ontology annotation, biological process: one-carbon metabolic process; regulation of gluconeogenesis; protein homotetramerization. Gene Ontology annotation, molecular function: identical protein binding; glycine N-methyltransferase activity; S-adenosyl-L-methionine binding. The coding region runs from base 26 to 895 and encodes 289 amino acids. NCBI's taxonomy places the organism in Eukaryota, Metazoa, Arthropoda, Insecta, Diptera, Drosophilidae. The record is from RefSeq and is a predicted model, not a curated record. Gene Ontology annotation, cellular component: cytosol.
UGCCGACCAGUGCUGACCGCCAGAGAUGACCACCUCCGCCGAUAGUGUUUUCGUUGCCCGCUCGGAUGGUAUUUCCGCCGAAGGAGUUAGGGAUCAGUAUGCCGAUGGCAAGGCGGCCAAGGUAUGGGAGAUCUUCAUCGGAGACAAGAACUCGCGUACGGACAACUACAAGAACUUCCUGAUCGAUAUGCUGCGGCAGAAGGGAUGCAAGCGUGUCCUGGACGUGGCCUGUGGUACCGGUGUGGACUCGCUAAUGUUGGUGGAAGAGGGCUUCGAGGUGGUGUCCGUCGAUGCCUCCGACAAAAUGCUGAAAUACGCUCUCAAGGAGCGCUGGAACCGCCGCAAGGAAGCCGCCUUUGAAAACUGGGUUAUCGAAGAGGCCAACUGGCUGACACUGUACGACGACAUCCAGGACCAAAUAAAGGAUGGCUUCGACGCCGUCAUCUGCCUGGGCAACUCCUUUGCCCACUUGAUGGACGGCUUUGGGGAUCAGCGUGAGCACAAGCAGGCGAUCGGCAACUUUGAGAAGUGCCUUAAGCCAGGCGGUGUCCUGCUGAUCGAUCAUCGCAACUACGACAACAUCUUGGAGACAGGAUCCACUCCCGCCAAGAGCAUCUACUAUAACACGAGCCACACGGCGGACAUCAAAACCUCCGUCCUGUUCUACUGCGGUAAGCCAUCUCUGGUGUCCAUGGAUUACCUGAUCGCUGGCAACAAGCUGACCAGCGAGUUCCGCCUCUCCUACUAUCCCCACGAGCUGAAGCGCUUCCAGGAGAUCCUCAGUGAGAUCUUCUCGGCCAAGGCCAAGCACCAGCUGUACGGAGACUUCAAGGAGAUGAGCCAAGUGAAGAAUCCAGCCUUCUACAUACACUUAAUUGAGAAGCCCAAGGUUUAGGUUUAAGCAUUUAGUUUGUAUUCACAUAAUUCCACAAACACACAUCUAAAUAUAAAGUUCGUUCGAUUUACA